Messenger RNA from Gopherus flavomarginatus (Mexican gopher tortoise), 3430 nucleotides. It is a transcript of the gene CCDC146, whose product is annotated as coiled-coil domain containing 146. Gene Ontology annotation, cellular component: cytoskeleton. The coding region runs from base 176 to 3043 and encodes 955 amino acids. The record is from RefSeq and is a predicted model, not a curated record. NCBI's taxonomy places the organism in Eukaryota, Metazoa, Chordata, Testudines, Testudinidae. The transcript has 19 exons.
GUGCAGCGGGUGGGGUUGGGGGGCGUUGUCUGUGUCUCCAUGACAACCCGAGACGCUCUGGGGCUGGUAAACAUGCGGCUCGAGGCUGCCAGGCAGCUGCUAGGGGGCCCUGGAGGGAACAAAACGCCCCGGAGGAGGAACCUGACUGGGUAGGAAACAUCAGAAUUUUGAAAAAAUGAGUGAUGCUGGUGAAGAAAGUUCCAGUUCCAGUGACUCAGAACCAGAAACAGAGAAAGAGGAGCCUAUUUAUGCCAUAGCUCCAUCGAUUAAUAUCCAGGAUGAGGGAUCCAUUGAUGUAGCUGCAAGUCUUGCAUUUCAGUACCUAGAUGAGUUAUUUUCUGCUGGAAAGCUCCCAGGCACCAGAGUUGCUGAGCUGAAGGUGAAGUACACUGCUCUGCAUGAGACUGUGAUAAGUUUACAGGAGUCAGAGAUCCAGCUGUUGCAAGAUGCCAAACGUUUCACUGUAGAAAUAGAACAGCAGCAACAGGCACUGGAAAAAGCUGAUCAGUUCCCAGAAGGAUUUACCAGUGAAGUCUCCAGGAUGAGACAGCAACUUCUUAAAUAUCAGAAUGAAUAUACUGCUAUUAAAGAAAGAGAGUAUGAGCUUCAGUACAAAUUGAACAGUUUACAAGAAGACAAAAGACUUCUGCAAAGGGAAUAUGAGAGAAUCCCCAAGCAAGGUGAGACAGAAAAGAAAAUGAAAGUGGUGAAAGAAAACUGUGAAGAGCUCCGUAAAGAAACAACCCAAAGGAGAAUGGAAAUUAAAGCAUUGAAGGAAGAUGUGACAUCCAAGCAAAGACUGAUGUUAAGAGAACAGAAAGAAGUAGAGGAACUUCUUGAGCAGCAGGAUGACUUAAAAGAUGAGCUAGUCCGCCUUCAUGCCAUUCCUGUGCAGCUUGGAAAAGAAAUGGACAAGAUAAAACGCAAAACAUUAGAUGCAGAGAAGAAGAAAAAAAUUCUUAUUGACCAUGUUCAGGAGUUAAAUGAUGCCCUUAAAAAAGUAGAAAAAAAGAGUGAAGAAGUAUUGGAAGAAAAGAAAGAUGUAAUGAAGGAAUUGGAUGGAAAACGAGCUUUGCUUGAAAGCAAAGAACGAGAAUUCAACCAUUUGACAAAGUUACUAGAAAUGAGCAAAGAGAAUGAAGCAACAGCCCUGGCAGACAGGGCUGUUCUGGAAAUUGGUUUACGUAACUAUCUCUUGGAGAAGCAAAAGCAGCAUGAUAAUCUGAUUUAUAAACAAAGAGAGAAAGAUAGAGAUUUGAGAAAUUUAAAAAAGAUGGAGAUGCAAUUGAAAAUCGCUUAUGAUUCCUUGGAGCAAAUUAAAUUACUGCAUGAGAGGCUCACAUUAGAGGUAGAUGCUAUCCCUAAAGAUGAUGGGACAUUGGUGGAAAGAAGAAGAGAACUUCAAAAAGAAGUUGAAAUUAAUAAGAGAAAUCUGGCCCAGGAGAAAAUGACAACAGAUGUUGAGGCCUAUAUGUUAGAACAAUGUAUUGCUGAAGAAGAUCAGCUUUUUAAGGAGCAGGAACGCUGCAGAGAUGAGUUAGCCAGUCUUGCACGCCUAACUCAGGUCAAGGCUGAUGAGAGGGAACAGAAAUCUAAGGACUUCUUAAAAGCACAGAUAAGGCUCCACAACAUUAUUAAAGAGAUAAAAACAAAGGAACUUGAAAUAAGGGAAUAUAAGAAGAACAAGAAAGAAAUCCAAAGGCAACUCAAAGGAUUUGCUAAAAUGUAUGACAUUAUUCGAAAUGAGAGAAACAAAUGUGUAAACCUGGUGCACACUGCUCGCCAGAAAACAACUGAAAUUAAAGAGAAGGUAAAAAUGCUAGAGAAUGAGAUGGAAAUUUUAAGGAGCAAUGUUGUAAUUAAAGAAAGAAAACUGCAGAAAAACCUUCUGAAGCAUUCAAAUAAUAUUGCAAUUAAAGACAGCAUCCAAAGUGAUGUCUGCAAAGUUAUUGCAACUCUGCAAGAGAUGAAGGAAAAGAGAGAGCAACAGUUACUGGAUGUCGACAGACUCACCAAUAUGCUCACUCACAUUGAAGAGGAAAUGGUGCAGCUACGCAAAAAAUAUGAAAGGGCUGUUUUGCGUCGAAAUGAGAGUGGUGUUUUGCUCAUAGAGCGAGAGGAAGAAGUAUGUAUUUUCUAUGAAAAAAUAAACAUUCAGGAGAUGAUGAGUAGAAAUGGCGAUAUCGAGAUACAAGUCAUGGAUGAAAAGAUCAGAUUUCUGAACCUGAAGCUAGCUGAGAAAAAGAGACAGAUUGAGUUGUCCCUGAAAAUACUGCCAAUGAAGAAUGCCUUGGAUGCAGAUCUGGUGGUACUUCAGAUUCAGUAUUCUCAGUGCAAGGACAGAAUUAAAAGUCUGGAGAAACACUUCGCUGAUCCUGAGGGGAAGAACAGAAAGCGAGUCCUGGAAGGGAAGGACCCAUCACUACCUGAACUGUUCAAAAAGAUUGAAGAGUUAGAAAUACAGCUGGUACAAAAGGAGGAGAAAUUGUUGGAGAAGGACUUUAUUUAUGAGCAAGUUUCCCGGCUAACCGAUAGACUCCGUACCAAGACAGAGAAUGGGAAGGAAGACACACUGAUAUUAGCAAAACGGAUGAAUGAACUACAGCAGAAAAUAAAAGAGAAAACCCAAAAGCUGAUGGCUCUUAUUGCAGAGUUAUCCAUGAAGCAAGCAAUUACCAUUAAACUGCAACAGGAAAUGAGGGACAAAGAACAAUUUUUGCUGACUGUUUCAUCAAGGAUAGAGAGAGGUCUCCCUCCUCCUAAAGAAACAGAGACUGAGUGGCUAAAGGUAUUGCGCAAUGAGGAGAUGCAGAAAGCGGCAGCUGAAGCCAGAGAAAAGCGUGCUGCAGAAAAGGAACAGUAUGCCUCGCCAAACAGUAUCUAUACAACAGCGGAGCAGCGCCCCAAUGCAUACAUCCCAGACGAUGAAAAUGUUCUCCCUUUGCCACGUCCCUAUGGUGCUUUGGCUCCUUUCAAACCAACUGAACCUGGUUCAAAUAUGAGACACAUAAGAAAACCUAUUGUAAAGCCAAUUGAAAUCUGAACAAGUGAUCCUGUUCCAUCUAAAUCAUAAGUCCAGUAGUAGCAAUUGAAUAUGCAAAGCCAACAGCUCAAUAUUGUAAAUGUUUUUAAAUGUUUGCUAGCAGUUUGCCAAAAUAUUCACACUGUAAACAAAGUAUUUUUAAAGCAGACAGUAUAGCUAAAUAGUCCCUGCAGCUAAUGGGGGUUCAGUAUGCAAAACAUAGCAGUGUUUUGAAAUGUUAAGAGGAGUGAACAAUCAUCAAAAUUGGUUUUUAACUUGUUAAUAAAUGCUUAUAAAGUACAAACAGGUACAAUAAACAAGAAGAUUUUGUAGCUUUUUUUAAUAUUAACGUAAUUGAACAAUGACCUUAUUCAUUAUACAAAUAAAUCAAUAUGGGGAACAGUUUGG